AUGCCUCCUCCUCCUCCACCUCUUUCGCAAACUUUCAAGAAUGGAAUCAAGAACGACCACCCCGUGCUGCCGGUGGCGGCGGCGGCCGCAUCCUCGUCGAAAGCCCACCGAGACAGGAGAAUGGUCAAGGCAAGGCGCGCCCUAAAGACCUUCGUCGUCAGCGUUGGGACGAAUCUGACCCUAACCAUGGCCAUCAUCCUUCUGUUCGGGUCGGGCAAGAGGUUCAACGCGAGGCCCAAGCCAAUGUGGUCGCCCCCGCUCUGGCUCGUGCAUGCGGCCUCGCUCGGUUCCUCCUUCUUCAUGGGCCUCGCGAGCUGGCUCGUGUGGGCCGAGGGUGGGUUCGGUGCCCAAUCCGAAGCGCUGCCCCUCUACCUCGCCGGGACAUCGCUCGGCAUAGUGUGGGACCCGCUGGUCCUUGUGAUGGGGGCGGAUUGGGUCGGGCUGGCCUUUUGCCUCGUGCAUCUGGGGACUCUUGUGGCGUGCAAGCGCGAGUUCGGGAAGGUGAAUCCUCUCGCCGGAGAUAUUGUGAGGCCUUGCGUGGUGUGGGUGGGAUUUCUUACGAUUUUUACUUUUAGCCUUGCGAUUUCUUGAUUUAAGCUACACUUUAGUUUAAUAUAGAGAUCAUUACAUAGUAGA
Messenger RNA from Rhodamnia argentea, 636 nucleotides. RefSeq names its product translocator protein homolog. NCBI's taxonomy places the organism in Eukaryota, Viridiplantae, Streptophyta, Magnoliopsida, Myrtales, Myrtaceae. The record is from RefSeq and is a predicted model, not a curated record. Bases 1 to 591 code for a protein of 196 amino acids. The transcript has a single exon. Gene Ontology annotation, cellular component: membrane.